CCGGUGUCUGUCAUCGGUGUUUGUUUCUUGUGUUGACGCAAAAAAAAUCUUCAAGGCAUGGAUAACAAAACUCCGCAUUGUCAACAGAAUGGAGACACAGGUUUACAGGGUAUGCUGACAGAUGUCAUGAAUGAGCUGAUUGAUGAAGUGACACUCGGUCUUUGCUUUGAUAUUCACAGAGCUUCAAAAAUUGGCACAUUGUUUUUAGGGGAUACAGAUCCCAAGUCACAACGAGAAUAUGAAAUAGUAGAAAAGCUGGGAGUGGAUGUGUUUGGACAGGUAGCAACAAAAAAGCAGUUUGAAUGUGUCUGUCCAAAUUGUCAGCGGAACCUUGCAGCAUCCAGAUUUGCUCCACACCUUGAAAAGUGUAUGGGCAUGGGCAGAAAUAGUUCAAGAAUAGCAAGUCGCCGCCAGGCCCGUAUCGCCAAGGAAAGUGAAACAAGUAGUCGAGUAGCUACGACGGGGAAGGGUGACAGUGACGACCAUGACAGUCCAGAUGAUGAUAAUGAUGUUGACUGGAGUUACAAUGUCGACAAGAAAGUGAAAAAGUUGAAGAAAGAAAAGAUUUUAACACAUUCUCCUAGAAGGAACAAGCAUAAUAAGUUCAGGAAUGGAAAUCAUUUAGCUGGUGAUAACAGCUCUGAUCGCUCGGGAACACCUGAACCUACCAUACCUAGCUAUGAAUUGAUGACAGUCGAAGAAAGAAAACAGCUUCUGCUACAGACUUGUGGAGUCAUAUCUGAACAUACCAAGAAAAUGUGUACAAGAUCCCAUCGCUGUCCACAACACACAGAUGAACAACGGCGACAGGUUCGGGUGUUUCUGCUGGGGCAUGCAAAUGUAGAGGAUGAUGUGCACAUUGACAUUGACAGUCUCGACGAUGUUGACAAUCAGUCACUCAGGGAGUCUUUACAAUGGGAGGUAAACUCAUCAGCCUCCUCUCCCACUGAUUCCACAUCUACAAAUAACAGUACAUCAGGUGCAAAGAAAAGACCCCCAUCAAAAUCAAAUUCUUCAAAAAAUUCUAACUCAAAAAAGAAGAAAGGCAGCAAACACACAACUAGCUCAGUGACAAAUUCUCACGGAGGAUCAGGGAACUCUAUCUCCUCGUCUAGCAUGUACGACUUUGAAUGAUGCCGGGAAGUGACCUAGUAUGUUGUUAUUACAUGUCAACUCUAUCUCCUCGUCUAGCAUGUACGACUGAAUGAUGCCGGGAAGUGAUCUAGUAUGUUGUUAUUACAUGUCAACUCUAUCUCCUCGUCUAGCGUGUACGACUUUGAAUGAUGCCGGGAAGUAAUCUAGUUUGUUGUUAUUACAUGUCAACUCUUUCUCCUGUUGUAAGCAGCUUGUGUCUGUAUAUCAAACUGUAACUACCAGAUCCAUCAGUAAUACUUAUUUGAUGUUCAAAUCCUAACAAAAAAUUCUUAAGAUGAAAUGAAUUUUUGUCUUAUGUAUUUCUCUUGUAUAUUUUCUGAUUUAUUAUAUAACAACAAUUAAUACUGUUCUGUACGCGUAUGACAGUAUGCUGGAAUUUUGACACUCUUUCUUCAUUGUAAGAAUGUUAUUUUGUUCAUUAAAAGAAUAUUGUUUGGUUAACUGAUGUCAUCAUACUUAAAAACGCCUGUGAAGUUAUGAACUAUUGAAAUGUUGAUCUCAGCUUCUUCAAUCAAAACCUCAAUUUCAGUCCUAUCGGGUUUCACAGAAAUUAGUGAAGUUAAACCUGUUGUAGAACUGACAUAACAUAUCAGAACUUGGAAUUGUGUGUGAGGUGAUGAGUUUUCUGAGUUAAUCACUGCUCAUUACUUACUGUAAUACUCAAAUUACAUGUAGUAGUAGUAGAAGAAAAUCUAAAAAAGGACGAACAAAUUAAGUUAUAAUAUAAUAUCUGGUGAUCUUUCAGUAUAGUAGCUUCAAAACUUCCUCAAAAUCUUGUGUGAACUUGGUGAAAAUACAGUUUGCUGUUAAAUAUCUGUUGUACUUUAUCCGUUCAGUGUGAGAGGAUGUAUGUGUUAUGUUUUACUUCAAUGAUGAAGUGUUUGUGUUCAAUUUUGUUAUCAAAAAUGUUACAUUAUUAAGAUAUAUUUAAAUAUGUAAAUAGUCUUUCAAAUGGUGUUUUUUUUUCAAUUCAAUUUCUAGCUGAAUGUAUAUAAUGGUGCCCGAUUGUUUGAGAAUGUA
Mizuhopecten yessoensis (Yesso scallop) is the source of this 2175-nucleotide messenger RNA. Its product is annotated as ataxin-7-like protein 3. Lineage: Eukaryota; Metazoa; Mollusca; Bivalvia; Pectinida; Pectinidae. Gene Ontology annotation, molecular function: transcription coactivator activity. Gene Ontology annotation, biological process: regulation of transcription by RNA polymerase II; positive regulation of DNA-templated transcription. Bases 58 to 1134 code for a protein of 358 amino acids. The transcript has 12 exons. The record is from RefSeq and is a predicted model, not a curated record. Gene Ontology annotation, cellular component: DUBm complex; SAGA complex.